Pocillopora verrucosa is the source of this 1212-nucleotide messenger RNA. The record is from RefSeq and is a predicted model, not a curated record. NCBI's taxonomy places the organism in Eukaryota, Metazoa, Cnidaria, Anthozoa, Scleractinia, Pocilloporidae.
ACUAAAUUUAAUUUGAUUUCCUGCCCCUGUCACGAAAAGGGUCGAACAAUAACGGUGUGCUGAGUCAUAGGAUUGAACAUCACGAUACAUGUACUGACUUGAAGGCGACUUUCGACUCUUCAGCCAGGACAGACAACUUUUGAAAAGCCGUAAACUUGAAAAGAUUAAAUAUGGCAGCGGAUGGUUUAGUCGCUUCGCUGCCCUCAAUUGAUCCUGACAACGAUUUCGAUGGUAGCGAAUUCUCGCCUGUAGACGAGAAAACUGAAAGUAAGACUUGCUUUGACCAAAGUCUGAUCUGGGAAGUUGCGGUACACCAAGAGUUCCUUGAACCAGAGAUUGUAAGAGCGAAGAGUGUUAGUCCACACCGCAAAGUCAAAGUUCCAAGUACAUCAACACAGACCGGCAAAACCAGGCGGGGUGAAGAUAAACAUCUGAGUACAGAACACACUGAACUUCGGCAACAGAAUAUGAACAGAUCUGGAGUACCAAACCGUAUGUCUUUAAAAACUCCUUGUCGAGAUUCAGGUAAUUUGUCAAGGAACGGUGAAUUCGAGCUUCCAUCCAUCCCAGUUCAAUCAAAACGACAAAGGGCCCUGACUGAACCUUAUCUGUUGUCUUCUUUGAAUGAAGGAGUUGACUUCGUAGAAGGCGAUGUGUUUCGUAAGAACCUGAGUUUAAUGUAUCGUCAAGGUAGAGAAGUGAGAAAACUGGAGUAUGAUAACACGGCAUCGAGAAGAACUUUACAGGAAGCACACGACAUGAUAGGAGAUCUCAAAGCCAAGAUUGAAAAGAGAAAUAAAUUCAUCAGAGAGAGGAACAAGAAAGAAGGAGACAUCGCUCAUGUUGUUGAAACUUUAAAACGGGAAAAGGAUGAAAAGCUCUUAGAAUACAAAACGAUACAAAAACGAAUGACUGAGGCACUGGCGCUCAAAGACAAAAAUCUUGAAGAUAUUGAGGCAGAGAGGACACAGGCUGAGAGUCUUUAUCAAAAACAGUUAAAAGACAACACUGAACUGAUGAGAAAAAUUGAAGCAAGGGAGAAACAAAUCAAGCAACUGAAAGACAAGACAGAAAAAGCAAAAAAAUGGAAAGAUAACGCUAGAAGCUAACUUCAUUACAGUGAAUGAAACAGCUGCUCCAAUCAUUUGGGUGGUUAAGGUUUUCAAUGAUUUAAAGAGCAGUUCGAGACGGUCACCAGUUCAUCAAAUUGGA